Blastomyces gilchristii SLH14081 is the source of this 5451-nucleotide messenger RNA. RefSeq lists its product as uncharacterized. Bases 2603 to 3793 code for a protein of 396 amino acids. The record is from RefSeq and is a predicted model, not a curated record. Lineage: Eukaryota; Fungi; Ascomycota; Eurotiomycetes; Onygenales; Ajellomycetaceae. The transcript is spliced from 2 exons.
GAAUGAAGUAGUCUGUGUUGUUUAAUGCCUCUAUCUCAAAUUUGAGAGUCUGUACAUUUAUCAACCAAUUCUAUCUUACCUUCUUGGCCUUUUUACUGAGUGUUUUUAUCCAUAAGAGACUGACUGCUAACGCCUUACUGUUCAUUCCAUAAGGAUCUCCUGCCUCCACUGAAACCUCUGUUCUUUUAAUAUUAGCUGCUAGGCUGAAGUCACUUUCCUCCUCGCCAUCCCCUCACCAGCUCCUUCGCCAUUCCUAUCGUCACCUCCUCAACAUGAUCGGCCCACAAAUGUAGCAGUGUCCUUUGCAACGGUCUUCUCGUGGUCACACUCUUCGUAUUCAUGAUCAUGUCUAUCUAAGGGCGGUGUGCCGGGUGUGCCGUUCGCACCUACCGUGGAGAGAUUUUUGGUGCAGUUCCUUCAGUGGCGGCAUCCUUCACUGGGAUUCUGCGAGUUUCUUCUCUCAGUUCCAACCCGACGACAUCUCCCUCAUUGACUGAAAACAGAUACACUCCUUUGCAUUGCGCCCGCUUGACGGGCGACGUAAAAGAUGGAAGACGGGUGACCUGGAUGACGGGUGACUUGAAAGACGGACGACCUAGACAAGAGUGGAAAACCAAGCGUCCUUAGUAGUGGGCAUAGACUUGCCAUCGAUAUCUCCGGCCCUUCCCAAUGCCAACUAGGCUUUCUUUGCAGCGGAGAAGGUGGGAGAAUACACUGGCAUACAUGCUAACGAUCCGCACAAUUAUGGAUGAAGUUUGCAUGUAGCAGCUUUUUUGAGCGUGGUUGUGGGGGUUGGCGGUGGAUUUUGAUUAUGGUCUAUGGGAUCUGCCCAUUACUAUGUUUCCUUUCUCUUGUCAACCAUGUAUUCUCAAGGACAUGAGACUUUAGAACAUCCAUAUCAAUGAGGUGCUUCUGACCAUCUGUCUAUCCUUCUUGCUGCCUGUCAUCCAAUGCUUUUGUUGCGCUGCCGAGCCAAUGAGGCUGUGAUCCUACUUUUGCCUUGCCAGGACCUUCGACUUUUCUUGACUUUCGAACGCCUAAGCGAUGUCGCGACCGGGGAGUAGGGGUGGACUGAUGUGAGGCUGGGAGGCAUAGUUGUCAGAACAGCCACAGUGAGAAAGUCUUUCCAUAGUGGCAAACUUACUAUUAUGCUUUUGACCCUUGACUAUCCCUCUGGGUUGGACUUGGUUCUUUUCUUGAUUCGGUUCAAUCUCCAGAUUGCUAGAGUGCCCUGGUACCCGCCGACUCGAAGUGGACUCGAAAACCAGACUUAACGGCAAGGCACUCAGAGCUUGAUCCAUGGCGUCUUUGACAUAGCAGUACUUCUGAGGAGGGCCAUUGAGCCAGCCAUUCUGCUUCAAAUCACUCAAGGAAAUAAUCUUCGGCAGUGCCUCUAACUUUUGAAUCUCGUAGGCAUACCUAGCUAGGUGCUCCAACUUGCCUUGGUCGAACUCAUCAUUCCGGAGGCCACUAGAAUCGCGGAUCUCACCCGGCUGCUUGCCAGCACUGAUAGUGGCAACAUAUUUAAUGGCUGAUGCAGGGCUUGUCUCGUAGAUCCAGAGUCGUUUGAUAUGUGGUGGGAGAAGGUACUUCCGGAAUUCAUGGUUUUUGACACGGAGAACAAUAUUCGCAACGUGUUGAGGAUGAAGUGCGAUAACAAUAUCACUCUUGAAGCCUCUCGUUGCCAUCGAAACAAUUGACAGAGUGGAUGAGAAAAUCGUGACUGGUGGGAGAACGCGUCAGGUUGGAAUCACGGUUGGAAUCUCGCGAACAGACAGUAGUGACCACCAAUUCCUCACUUCAAUCCUACCUUAGGUAACUUACCUCGUUCAAUCAACUCACGCUAAGCCUAUUUGGAAAGAAUGGUGCAAGCGCCUCGGCGCAGAGAUUUCCCCUUAACACUCUUACUAUUAUGUAGUUAACUUAGUUAGAAACCAUCAAAGAUUAAUCAGUGGCUAAAAGAUCAGUAUCAUCAUCAUCAUAAUCAUAUAGAAGAGUAAGAAAGGAGAAAACCAAAAGACUAACUCUCAGCGUUGUGUGUGGAAGAACCAGAUUCUGAUCCUAUGAUUAGCAAAAAUGAAAGACCAAGGUUUAAGAGACCAUCAAGUAGAACGUAACAUGUUUGGUUCAAGUUCCUGUUACAAAUUAGUCAUUAUACUUACCCAAAGCUUUAAGAGACAAGUUAAUAGACAUUCUGUUGAUUCGUCAUUCGUUCUAUCAUCCAGUUCGCCGCUGAUUGCUCAGCCAUGAGGUUCAAGUCUAAAUCGCCUCAAGCAUUCUCAGAUAGCAGUGCUGCAUUACAGCCCAAUAAGAUAAUUGCGAGCGAGUCGCGGUAGGUGUGAGGGUCAAUACACAGGCUGGUCCGUCAUGAGGAUAUAUGUCCUCUGCGUCCGCGGGGACCGGGGACGAUGUCUGAAUUGAGAGAUGGAGAAGUAGACAUGUCAUCCUGUGACACGGCAGCGAGCAGACUAUUGAUGCUUCCGUACGACAAGCAUGAAUGAGUUGCUUCAGUGAGCUCAAGCAUGGAAGAGCAUAGAAGCUCCGAAGGGGGUUUAUAAGGCGAGUCCUCCCGGGCUCCGUUGCCCGUUUCCUUUCCUUCUUCAUGUUUGAACUUCUCGUGAACCUGUACCUAGCCUUAGUGGAACAAAUACUAGCAAUAUCGCUACUCAGUGUCAACUGGAUUGGCACCAUGGAUUACACCCUUCCUCACGAUGGUAUUGGGCACUACCCCUUGGGAGCUGGGUCAUACUAUUUCCGAGACGACCUCAUCGGCUGGAUUCGCACCCACAUCGCCGAGACACAGAUCAAUAUUUUUAUCGGCGCGCAACCGAACUCCUCUCCUCACAUAGGCAACAUAACAAACAUAGCAACAGCCUUUGCACUGGGUCAGCACUUGCAGAGAGCUGGGAAGAUUGUUUGCGUAUACUUUGACUCAGUUGACACUGCCCCAGCACCGGAACUAGAUAGCAAUCUUCAAAUCAACGGGGUCCUGUACCAGAGAAGUCUCCGCUGGAGGGGCGUCGACAAAACAUAUCUUUGCCAAUUCAAUGAAAUCCUCAAGGCAUUCUCUCGAGUCUCAGGUGUUGCUUAUACAGUGAGAAUGCAAGCGGACAUUCUAAGCAGCAGCACAGCCCUCGAGAAUCUCCGUGAGAUCAUAUCGCAGCACUGCCAGCUUGGUGCGCUAUUCUCGCCCAAGAACGGCUGCAUUGGAGUGAGAGCGGCUUGCCCCAACCAUGCGUGUGGGCUAGCUGACAAGGCGGGAAUUCGGAAUCGGUACUUGGAGGACUGUAUUGAAUUUCACUGCCCAACACACGGCAACUUUGCGCUGAGCCUUCGUGACCCGCAGCAGACGGCGAAGCUGGAGCUCAACACACCAAUGCGAAACCUGCUUCGCAAUCAGCUCUUUUGCAGCGACCCAGCCGCGCACUGGAUCCAGGUCAUUGGCGCCGACUACGCCGGCUUCUAUCAGGAGCAGCUUCUAUGGCGCCCACUCGCCACCACCUCGGCCGGCAAGCCUCCCAUCAUACUUUACAGCCCUGCAAUCCUGGAUUGGUCGGGCGCGAAGCUCUCCAAGAGUCUGUAUGUCGAGCGAGACGCAUACAAGUACCUAUCAAAUACCCACCUGAGGUAUAUGCUGAGCUAUGAUCUCUUGGCAGCCAGCGAGUUUACCCUCGAAAUUGUCUAUCACGUUUGUAGCGACUGGAUCGACCAACCACACAAACUCUUUCGAGCAUACUCAAUCUACUAUCUCCACGAUCUACUGACUGCCGCCAAGGAUGCAACCUCCAGCUGAAAGCGCGGAGAAUACGCCGACUCAUGCAGGGAUGUGUCACUGAUGGAAGUUAGUUUGAGUUCCAUAUCUCAUCAGCCAGAGGUGCCCAAAGCCUUUAUGGCUUUAGAAAUUAAACUUGUCCCCUUUUUAUAUUAAUUUGCUUGUUCUUCAUCUCAUUGCUGUGGCAAGACUCACGCUGAAAAAUAUAACAAUCAAAUGCCAAUAGGGGAGAAAAUCUCAAGCUCAUGACCCGUUUUAUGUAGGAACGCGUGAGAUACCAAAGCAAGCAGCUGAUCUCCAUGUGGUGUUAGAUGAAAUGGAACCUGUCACUCCGAAGGUGUUCAAUGAGAAAGACGCUACCUCUGCCUACAAGCCCAGGUCAUAUCUUUGCGGCGUAGCAUGGUCUGAGCACAGGUCAGGAAGGAAAAAUGCAUGAUCAAAAUUGAAUUGGUGCACGGGACUUGGGGCCUAGGGCUGGAAGUGGGGUAUGAGGGGAAUUGAGAACAUAUCAUCUCAGCCAAGCUCUACUGACAGGAGCAGGUGCAGGAAAGAGCUGGACAACAGUAUAUACUUGGUCAACCUAUUGAAGGGCAUAAGAUGAGUGAUACGCGCCGGGUAUGAGCGAACAUUUGAUUGAGGAUGCUCAAAAGGUAAGUACAAGCAAGUUGAAACCACCCAAUGAAUGGCCAACAUUGGGGAUGACUCUCCAACAACCUCCGCCCUGAAGGGACAUUAUCAGAGGGUUAUUUCAGGCUGUUCCAUUCACCAUGAUGCCAACAAAGAGCCAAUAUCAAUGGCAGGAAAAUACCCCCCGAUGGCCAGCAUUGUAGCACAGACCUCCAGCAUUUGUUCUCCUUUUCCACUUUUGUUCAUCAACAUAUGUAUGCAGUUGACAUCAUGACUGACCAUUUGCAUUUUGACAAUGCAACAAGGCUGCAUAACUCGACAUGCACUUAUAUGUGGAGUCACCAGCUGUAUUCAUGCCUUUACAUUUCUACACCGCUUGAUUUGAGAAUGUGUUUGAUGAAGAUGAGACAUUGUUUGCGCAAGAUUGGUUUAGGGGCUAUAUUGGUGAGACUCCAACAUUUAGUCGGAUGCUGGUGAAACUCCUGGUGGAGAUAUAUGGUGACAGGCUCUCGAGGACGCGGAUCAAGAAUGACCGGGUGAGACAUAUGAGGCUGAGCAACCAGCUUGUGAUGCUGAGCUGGCAGAAGAGAGUCCGGUGGAUGAGCACUCUGAGUCAGAACUGGAGGAAGGUUGUAUAAUUGAGUGCUCUGAGCCAGUACCACAGGACGCUAGUAGCCCUGGAUCAGGGUCACCGUGUGAAGAUUCCCCUUCCAUCGAAGUUGUGUGGCACGGAGUGGAACAACUGGAAUCGCUCAAUGAAAAAGAUAUUCCCACUGAGUUGGAUCCUGUCAUGUAUGCUGAUGAGGACCAACCAGCAGCUGAAGAGUAUGAUUUGUGGGGUUUUCCAAAACCAGAAAAAGUGCAAGGAACAAUGUAGAGGUUGUGGUAGAGUAGGAGGGAAAUAUUUCCAAGCAGCAAGUGGUAGCGUCACAAUGGGUUUAUCAUUGAAAUUUUGAUUCUAUUUAGUUGUAUUUCAUAAGACAAUAGCCCAAUUGAAAUUCUGUUAUUGGUCUCCGGCGCUAGCAUUAAGUGACUAUCUCCGGGGAUCAUGA